Penicillium vulpinum is the source of this 204-nucleotide messenger RNA. RefSeq lists its product as uncharacterized. The record is from RefSeq and is a predicted model, not a curated record. The coding region runs from base 1 to 204 and encodes 67 amino acids. The transcript has 2 exons. Lineage: Eukaryota; Fungi; Ascomycota; Eurotiomycetes; Eurotiales; Aspergillaceae.
AUGGGCAUCUUGGAAUGGCAAAAGAUCCUACACCUUGCCCUAGAGGCUUCGAUAAGCCAGGGUUCCUUGCAGUGGCUAGCAACCAUGCCAAUUACUACUAGCUUUUGGAUGGAACCUUUGAAGGAGGAUAAAUAUCUGAAUCGGUCGCCAGAUCUUGUUGAGGAUUUCUAUUCGACUCCGAUAUUCACCGACAAGAUGGUCUGA